CCCCAAUUCAUUUCUCACACCAUUCACUUAAAAAAAAAAAGAAAAGAAUCAGGACAACAUGAAUGAGUCCACCAUCACUGAAGCAGACAAAAGAUUCUUCCAUCGCAAUGGAUUCUUGAUUAAAGAGAAUGCUUUGGCCCCUGAGGAAAUUGGUGUACUGCGUCGGGAGGCCGAUUGUCUUUUGAACUUUCUCAUGUCAGAGAAUGUGGAUAUCAUGAAAGAUCUUGGUGGCAUCAUCGAACCGAUCCCGUGUGGAUAUAUUGACCCCCCAGAUUCGCAAAUGUAUAUCCUGUCCAAGAAGGCCUACACAAACAUCAGGAACAGAAUCACGGAGGAACCUGAUACAGUCGUGCCUGUGCUCUUUGGAAAGAUACCAGCGCUUGCAAGGCCUCUCUUCCCACCCGAGACUCGUGAUAACCCAUUGUGUUUAUUCAACGAGCAGUAUAUCAUCAAAUCGCCGAAAACGAGUUCCACUUCGUCCUUUGCAUGGCAUCAAGAUUCACAAUACAUGGACCCUUCUGCACAAAAGACCUUUCCUAUAAUUUCCUGCUGGGUAGCCCUUGAUGAUGUGACUAUUUCAAACGGGACGUUACUGAUUGAACCAUUUCCAAAGGUGUCAACUGGUGACCCUUCAUUUGCUGCUCUAGCCGAAAAUCCGUUGGAUAACAUAGAGAGUUAUCUUCAGUAUUUUCAGCAUUUGGCCUCAUGCUACGGCCCAGAAAUGGAUCGUGACAAGGCCAUGGCAGAAGUAAAGGCUCAAAAACUCACCCGAGGGCUUGAAGGGACUCGACAUGGAAAUUUAAUCGAGAUGGAGAAGCAGGAGUACCAUAACGAUGUUCCUCAAGGUGAAGGUGCAGGCGAAGGUAGCCGUGGGAUCUGUAGAGAUCCAUAUGUUUUGGUUGAGGCCCCUGCAGGCUCCAUUGUAUUUCUUUCUGGAUUUGUAAGGCAUUGUAGUUUCGGGAACGCGUCCUCGACUUUUAGACGAGUCUUUAUGCCGCAGUACUCGAUCGGCAAAGUCGAGUCUGAAGAUGGAGGGCUUAUAUCGCUUGCAGUUCCGUGUUCGGAUCAUUUGCACGGAUAGAAUGUGUACAGAAUGACCAUAGUUGCCAACACAGCAUUAAAGAAAACCCAGGAGUGUGACAAGUAUCACAAAAAAUAAAAAAAUGAAACGUCAGCC
Molecule: messenger RNA, 1177 nt
Organism: Lobosporangium transversale
Lineage: Eukaryota; Fungi; Mortierellomycota; Mortierellomycetes; Mortierellales; Mortierellaceae
Exons: 6
Coding region: 59-1081 (340 amino acids)
Source: RefSeq, a predicted model, not a curated record